Nicotiana tabacum (common tobacco) is the source of this 732-nucleotide messenger RNA. NCBI's taxonomy places the organism in Eukaryota, Viridiplantae, Streptophyta, Magnoliopsida, Solanales, Solanaceae. The record is from RefSeq and is a predicted model, not a curated record.
AUGGCGGAGGCUCUUUUAGAGGCAAAGGAUGUGGUAGAGGCAGAAGCCAUCCUGGAUGGACAAAUAGCCGCAGAAGUGGAGUGCAAUGUUACAAUUGUCAUAGAUGAUUACAGUCGGAUGAGUUGGGAAUAUUGUUUUAAGCUCAAAUCAGAAACUUUUCCAAGCUUCAAAAUAUUCAAGGCGUUGGUUGAAAACCAAUUUGGUAACAAAGUUGAGGUAUUUUGUACUGACAGAGUAGGUGAAUUUUUGACACAAGAGUUUAAGUUGUUUUGUGAAGAAAAUGGCAUUCACAUGAAAUUGACUUCACCUUACAUUCCGGAGCAAAAUGGGAUUGUCGAGCGGAAGAACCGAACUGUUGUGGAGAUGGCCAGGAGCAUGUUGAAGAUGGAAGAUGAAGCCUUUCCCAGUGAAGCAGUAAGUCAGCCUCUUGCAAAUGCACCAAGCCACUCUUCAGGAAAGUUCAGCAACAUCAGUCCAAGUGGUAACAGCUCAACAUUGAUGGUGCCUGACUCAAAAGAUUCCAAUGAGACUCCUCCACAUAAGUUUAGAUCACUUUUAGAUAUUUAUAAAAUAUGUACCUUUGCUUUAUUUGGUACAGAUCCGGCUAGCUUUAAGGAAGCUUCAACAAAAAUGGAAUGGAGAUGUGCAAUGGAAGAAGAGCUUAUGACAAUAAGGAAAAAUGGGAUGUGGGACUUGGUGGAUCUUCCAGAUGGGAAAAUGUUAUCGGAUUAA